Molecule: messenger RNA, 618 nt
Organism: Aspergillus calidoustus
Lineage: Eukaryota; Fungi; Ascomycota; Eurotiomycetes; Eurotiales; Aspergillaceae
Source: the annotation of a GenBank genome assembly
CGCGAUUAGAACAGGAAAGGUCCGGCCUACACAUGCGCGACUGGUAACUGCACCUGGAAUCCGAUCGCCACGCUCGCGAUUCGCCCCAACUGCUCCGAUGUCACCGCGAAGCUGAACAGGACGUCAGUUGUAGAUACCUGCGUUCUAGAUACCCAGUACAAGGAUAUUCGAAACUGCAGCGCCAGUCUCGGCGAUAAUGGCCCCACAGCAUGCUCUCGUGAGGGUGGAUCCAUCGCUCGAGUGAUGGACGUCUUGACGACAACAGCCACCAACGCACUCGAGCAUACCAGCGGCAUUUUCCCCGUCGUGCAGUACGUCCUCGGGGUGGGAUCCAACAAGAGUCCAGGGGCUACCUGGGAUAUCGUAGACACUGUGAACAACGAGACGAGAUUCAUCGCGACCGAGUGCACCUUGGAGCUGGUGAUCCGCAGCGUUCAGCCGGACAUUACAGAGGGAGAGCACGCGGAGACCAUGCUCGCCGAGCGGGCCAGAUGGGAGACUCCCCACGGCAGCCGCAGCCCCAUCGUGGGGGAAAAGAGGAACAUGGCCCAGCAGUUGGUCAAUGCUCAUUUCAGCGUCCAUCAGCUACGUCUUCCUGGUAGUUGGCUCGUGAUGUGA